Molecule: messenger RNA, 2301 nt
Organism: Acanthopagrus latus (yellowfin seabream)
Lineage: Eukaryota; Metazoa; Chordata; Actinopteri; Spariformes; Sparidae
Product: cytochrome P450 2J2-like
Exons: 9
Coding region: 402-1898 (498 amino acids)
Biological process (GO): xenobiotic metabolic process
Cellular component (GO): intracellular membrane-bounded organelle; cytoplasm
Molecular function (GO): heme binding; oxidoreductase activity, acting on paired donors, with incorporation or reduction of molecular oxygen, reduced flavin or flavoprotein as one donor, and incorporation of one atom of oxygen; iron ion binding
Source: RefSeq, a predicted model, not a curated record
CUGUUUAUUCAGUUGUGCUGAAAAUAGAUAUUCUUGAGCUUGUAUUAUUACCUAAUGUAUUGUAAGUAAAGCUUACCCAUGAAUGCAUCUGUAGUUAUAAUCCAAGAUGUCAUACGUGAUGAUGAUGAUGAAGGCUGUGAGUUGACGCACAUGAUGAAGUGCUUGUGACUGCAGGGCGUUUACUUUGAGUACUUUAAUCUGUUCCCGCUCCUGCAGAGGCACACAGUCACACUGUGCUUUUAUUUUGAAGAUUGGGUAACAAAACCGGAAAUCUUAUGUUGAUAUACCACCCAGGAUUUUUAUCUUAAAACCUUAUUUGCCCUCUCUGACUGCUGCACGGUGCUGUGACCUGACAGCGCGGCAAAACUGUGUGAAACAAACGAGACAGCAGCAGCACAACAAUGGAGACAGUGUCCAGUGUCCUGGGCUUUGAGUGGAUGGACGGCGGGACAGUUUUGAUAUUUCUGUGUGUUUUUCUGUUGCUGGCUGAUGUUUGGAAGAACAGAGUACCGGCAAACUUUCCUCCUGGACCCUGGGCUCUUCCUCUCAUUGGUGACCUUCAUCGCAUCGACCCCAGCAGAGUUCACCUGCAGUUCAUAAAGUUCGCAGAGAAAUAUGGGGACGUCUUCAGCCUCCGUCUCUUCGGUGGAAGGGUCGUGAUCGUUACAAGCUACAAGCAUGUGAGAGAGGCGCUGGUCCAGAAAGGAGAGGACUAUGCAGAUCGCCCUGUCAUCCCGUUGUUUGAUGACUUAGUCGGGAAUAAAGGUCUGGUGGGAUCAAGCGGCAGUGCAUGGAAGCAGCAGAGGAGAUUUGCUCUUCAAACGCUCAAAAACUUUGGGUUCGGCAAGAAGUCAAUGGAGUUAUACACCCAGCAGGAGUCCCACUAUCUCACUGAGGCGUUUGCCCUUCAUCAAGGCGAGCCUUUUGAUGCCCAGGCACUGUUAAACAACGCUGUGUCCAACAUCAUCUGCUGCCUGGUGUUCGGGGAUCGAUAUGAGUACACUGACAAGGAGCACCAGGCUGUUCUUCACGACUUCGAUGAGUUGCUGUACUUGGAGGGAGGUGUGUGGGCACAGAUUUAUAACACAUUCCACUGGCUGAUGAAGUGGCUGCCCGGACCUCACCGGAGGAUAUUCACUCUGACACAGAAGAUACUUGACUUCAUUGAAAUCAAGAUCAGAGAACACAAAGAAAGUCUCGACCCGUCCUCACCGAGAGACUACAUCGACUGCUUCCUCACAGAGAUGGGAGAGGAGGAGGACAAAGAUUCUGGUUUUUAUCUGAAGAAUUUGUGUGUUUGCACUCUGGACCUGUUUGGUGCUGGAACUGAAACGACCACCACUACUUUACGCUGGGGACUGUUAUACAUGAUCCACUAUCCUCACAUACAAGAGAGAGUCCAGGCAGAGAUAGACACUGUCAUCGGCUCAUCCAGACAACCCUCUCUGAUUGACAGAGAUGACAUGCCCUAUACUAAUGCAGUCAUCCAUGAAAUCCAGAGAAUGGGCAACAUUGUUCCCCUCGAUAUAUUCCACAUGGCAGGCAAGGACACCACGCUCGACAAGUACACGAUCCCAAAGGGCACCGUAGUCCUGCCGGUACUGACCUCGGUUCUACAUGAUGAGUCGAUGUGGGAAACUCCACACUCCUUUAACCCUCAACAUUUUCUGGACCAGGACGGCAAAUUUAGGAAGAGAGAAGCCUUCAUGCCUUUUUCAGCAGGAAAGCGUGUGUGUCUCGGGGAGCAGCUGGCCAGGAUGGAGUUAUUCCUCUUCUUUACCUCCCUCCUCCAGAGGUUUUCUUUCUCUGCACCUCCUGGAGAGAAACCCAGUCUGGAGUACAAGUUAGGAAUCACCCGCUGUCCCAAACCUCAUGACAUCUGUGCCGUACCACGAUAAACCACUAGCUGUCCCAAACUGAACCACCUCUGUUUCACAACACAGUGAAUCAGUGUACUACACUACAUUUAUCUUAAAAUACUAAUGUGUAACCUGAAGCACUGAGGCAGAUGAUUUAUUGCACAGAUUUGCAAGAUCACAGCAUGUUAUCUCGCAAAUCCAGCUGCCGUGCCAGGUUAAUUAAUAUCGGCUACAUUUUUGUUGUUUUUUUACCUAUAGUGUGAGUAAAACAUAUCUGGAUAUGUUUUUGUUUCUUCUCAGUCAGAAUUACUUUUUAUAUAAUGAUUGUAAUCUACUGAAUUUAAAUCCUUCAAGGAUUUCAGGUCAGACUUUCCAAUGCACAUUGGAUUUGUCAGAGUUGCUGAAACUUGAUAUGUGUGUAAAUAAAUGAUACUGAGAUUUA